CUUCAGUCUUCACUGGUGUGCAAACCACAACUAACAGCGACGUGCCACAAAUGGCAAACGUGUCAGAAUAGAGCACACACCAGACGGCUACAGCUAUGGGCAAGUCCCAGUCACACUUGGCCAAGCACAAAGACGAGAGUCAGGAUGCGCUGACGGCUGAUGGCGAAUACAGAGACAGUCAGACAGAGGAGGAUGGGAAGAAUGGAGACGUAUCUCAGUUCCCCUACGUGGAGUUCACUGGACGGGACAGCGUCACGUGUCCCACGUGUCAGGGCACCGGCAGAAUCCCACGAGGCCAAGAGAAUCAGCUUGUGGCUCUGAUUCCAUACAGCGACCAAAGGCUCAGGCCAAGCAGGACAAAGCUGUAUGUCACGAUAUCAGUGGCACUGUGCCUGCUGCUGUCUGGCCUCGCUGUUUUCUUCCUGUUCCCUCGCUCUAUCGAUGUCUCCUAUGUAGGAGUGAAGUCUGCCUACGUCUCCUAUGACCUGGACAAACGAAUCGUCUAUCUCAACAUUACAAGCACUCUGAACAUCACAAAUAAUAACUACUAUGCCAUAUCCGUGACCAACAUCACAGCCCAAGUACAGUUCUCCAAGACGGUGAUAGGCAAGACCAAGUUCAACAACAGCUCAGUGAUCAUACCACUGGAUGAACGGCAGAUUGACUACACAGUUCCCACCACCAUCGCUGAUGAGAUGAGUUAUAUGUUUGACUACUGCACCUUGCCAACCAUUAAAGUUCACAAUAUAGUGGUCAUGAUGCAGGUGACGGUGACAACGUCAUACUUCGGCCACACGGAGCAGGUCUCCCAGGAGAUGUACCAGUAUGUGGACUGUGGGGGUAACACCACCUCCCUGCAUGGGCAUAUGCAGGUUUACCAAUAAGGCAACCACAAGAGCCCAGGCAGCACAUAUUGUUCUCAUAGAGAUAACUGGGCUGGCUGUAGGAAAUCUUUCCCUCAGUCACAAGGGAAUAAUGGACAGGGACAUAACUUCUCUUAAUUAGUCAUAUGGCUCAUCCAUUCUUACAAUUCCCAAGCACUUUCUUCCUUUAGCAGGUCAAAUGUACUGUUUAGAAGAGUUAUUUUGGCUGGUUACUUGUCAAACAGGCUGGUAAAAGCAGACAAUCUUACCUGCCACAGCCAGAAUUUUGCAAGACUUGCCUCCAGGUUUGUAGUCAUUUUUCACCCUGGUGCCAACAAAGUAUACAGAUAUAUUUUAAUAUCCACAUCAUUGAUAUGCAUUCCAAUCAUGUUUACAAUUAACAACAACAAUUAAAUUACUGGAAGCAGCAGUUUCAGGUUUGAUUCAUUUUACCCCACUCCUGAUCUACCGAUAUGAAUAAGAAUAUUGUAUGAGUGCAACAGGAAUGAUGCGACUACUACUUCCCCCUAACAUUAUAUACCACUUUUAAUGGAAAAUACUACAACUAAAAGUGCGAGAAUAGUUUGACACAAUGAAAACCACUGUGCCGUUCCUUACCACUUCUUUCUGUCCUCUUUUCAUUCCUUCCUGCAACAGCCUCUUUAUUUUUAUUUCAUAAAAAUAUGAUUCUUGAUAUUGUAUGGUGGUGAUGUUUUAGCUCAUGUCGUUUUUUUCUUUUGGCUUUUGGCUUAUUUUCAGCUUGAGUAGAAGUCUUCUCUUAUGUUUAUCUACGAUUAAACUGAGUGAUUUAAAAGCAAAUGUGACUACUAUGAAGACUGUUACAGUGUAUAGCAAGUUACAAAAUAACUUUGUAAAAGGGAUAUUUUUAGUUUCAUAGCAAAUGCGGGAGAAUUACAGUGGGCUAUAAAAUAUAGAAAAGUGUAAAAUAUGUACUUUCCUUCUGGCUUGCUUUAAAACAUGUUAUAUCAAGAAUAAUUGCUGGUGUGGGAGCAGCUUUCUUAACUUUAAUGAGGUUGUCCUAUUUUUGUGGGCUGUGGUGUCAUUUGCAUUAAUGUGUUUGCUAUUUUAAUCCACUUUGCAUCUAUAACUUGUGUCAUGAGUUGACUGUUAUUCUUGAGUUUUGAAAUUAUGACUUCCUAUUGUCACUUUUUAUUGUUUGGUAUCAUUUCAACCCUUCUUGAUACCUGAUGACAGUGUUGAUGUGAAUAUUCUCUGUUACUGACUCUAGCAGUGUUGUGUUUUUCAUGCAUGAAGCUGAAAAUAAAAUCAUGACUCAUU
This is a messenger RNA of Chelmon rostratus (copperband butterflyfish), 2162 nucleotides long. RefSeq names its product transmembrane protein 106Ba (gene tmem106ba). Bases 96 to 884 code for a protein of 262 amino acids. The transcript has 8 exons. The record is from RefSeq and is a predicted model, not a curated record. Lineage: Eukaryota; Metazoa; Chordata; Actinopteri; Chaetodontiformes; Chaetodontidae.